Messenger RNA from Folsomia candida, 1433 nucleotides. RefSeq lists its product as uncharacterized. The transcript is spliced from 4 exons. The coding region runs from base 338 to 1252 and encodes 304 amino acids. The record is from RefSeq and is a predicted model, not a curated record. NCBI's taxonomy places the organism in Eukaryota, Metazoa, Arthropoda, Collembola, Entomobryomorpha, Isotomidae.
GUAAUUUGCCACCGUCUGGUGUUGGUUUAUCACCAGACAAUUCAACACCAUUAGUGACAAUAGUUGUCACCAAAUUGGUUACAAAUCGACACCACGGCGGUGGAGUCAUAUAUGCUAACCAAACGGUGUUAAAUUUACACCGUUUUUAUCAAUAUUUUUAGCAGUAUACUUGCAAAAUUGAGUUUCUUGCUACAUCAGAACCCUGGGUAGGAUCAAGGUUAAUCGUAAAUAUGAUGGAGAGGUUCAGACAAAAUCGUCAGUUAGGAUUCAUCCACUUGCUACUCAACCACUGAUGGAAGUAUAUCUUAAUUAAAUAAGUUACUGGAUUAAAUGUAAAAUGAGAUCCAAAAAUUUAUUAAUUUUUUCCAUCAUAUUUUCCUGUUUUUCGCAAAUUCUCGCAAACUCUGAGGAAACGGAAGACGACGACUGGUUUUCCUUCUCCUCCUCCUCCGAGGAACAAGACUUAGACAAGAAUAAUUCUACCGUUAAGAAAUCAGCUCCAAUAAAAGAGAAGCGGUGGAACCGAGCCGGACUAUGUGACCAUGACGUGAUCACCUCAGUUAUUCUCAAACUAAUUUUGGACGCACAGGACAAAAUGGCAAAGGGGGACAAUAGCACCGGACUGAUGCCCUUGGAUCCCAUUUACAUCCCGGAAAUUGUCAUGGAUCCCGAGAAAAUGCGGAGAGAUGUCGAUGGCGGUGGGGAAGGCGACGGAAAUUCUCCGAUUCAAGGAACCAUUACGGAUGUCUACAUUAAAGGUUUAUCAAAAUUUAACGUCACCGGAAUUAACGCCGACCUGCAAAAAAUGUUUGUCAACAUUUCAAUCGCUUUAGAAUCAAUAUCAAUUUCAGGAACUGGCCGACUUAAAAUCGGCCCCGUCUACUUCCCAAUUUUUGGAAAGGGGAAAUUCCUCUUUAAACCGGAAGGCGUGGAUACCUCAAUCCUGGUAGAAUUUGGCACACAUGAGAAUGGAACGAGAUAUCUGAAGGAUUUUGAUUAUGGACUGGCCCUGAAAAAACUUUAUGUCGAACUGACCCCUCCCUUCCGUCCAGUCAGGGGGUGGAAUCCCUUAGCUGGUGUCUUAAGUGGGGUAGGUGCCAGACUUUUCAACACGUUGGAGCAAAGGCUGCACCCAAGAUUGAGGAGUCGAGGGAGCCAAGAAGUUUCUAAGAGGAUGGGGACCUGGAAAAUGUUAAAUGAAGAAGUUAUAGAAAAUAUGAUCAAUCAUUCCGUAUUCUGCUACUUUGGUUAAAAAAUAUAUUCUUAGAUGAAUAAUGUGCAAAUUUACUUAAUUCAUGUGCGAUUCUGUCCGAUUUUAUGAAUUCGUAGGAAAUAUAUAAUUAUACAGUUGCGUAGUUCAAGUGAUUUUGGGCGGAAAUUGAUAAAACAAAAAUUUGUGAAAAUAAAUUUCCAAAUUUUUUAGUACGCUUUUA